Phaeoacremonium minimum UCRPA7 is the source of this 2127-nucleotide messenger RNA. Its product is annotated as putative atp-dependent rna helicase dbp7 protein. The transcript has a single exon. Gene Ontology annotation, molecular function: nucleic acid binding; ATP binding. Gene Ontology annotation, biological process: ribosome biogenesis. The record is from RefSeq and is a predicted model, not a curated record. Lineage: Eukaryota; Fungi; Ascomycota; Sordariomycetes; Togniniales; Togniniaceae. Gene Ontology annotation, cellular component: nucleus. The coding region runs from base 1 to 2127 and encodes 708 amino acids.
AUGAAGCUGGGCCCUGAUGGAAAACCCCAGCAAAUAACAUCGAGGUUGUUCUCGUUCAAUCCCACUCACACCACGAUCAUCGGCGACGCACCACAAGACGCGCAGGAUGCCGAGCCUAUCAAGCCUUCCAAUGCACCUCUGACAGAGGAGGCCGAGAACUUCCUUGCGUUGGGGCUGUCGCGGCGGAUGGCGCAGCACCUAUCCACGAAGCUGGAGAUGAAGGCGCCGACGUCCAUCCAGAAGAAUACAAUACCGAAGUUGGUGAAGGAAGACAGCGACGCUUUCUUGCAAGCAGAGACAGGAUCAGGCAAAACGCUGGCGUACCUCCUACCUAUUGUGCACAGGAUAAUGUCACUGAGCCACACGGAGGAUGGAAGCAAUACAGGCACAAAAAUACAUCGAGACUCAGGACUGUUUGCCGUCAUCCUUGCUCCCACCCGAGAACUGUGCAAGCAGAUUUCCGUGGUCUUGGAAAAAGUUCUACGAGGCGCUCCCUGGAUCGUCAGCACCUCCGUCAUUGGAGGGGAGAGCAAGAAGUCUGAGAAGGCAAGGUUGCGUAAAGGAGUAAAUAUUUUGAUCGCAACUCCUGGUCGAUUGACCGAUCACCUUGACAAUACGAAGGUUCUUGACGUGGGGACAGUGCGGUGGCUUGUUCUCGAUGAAGGAGAUCGUCUGAUGGAGAUGGGCUUUGAGGAAGAUAUCAGAACCAUUGUUGGCAAGAUUCGAAAGGAGCAACUACUCACCAAGAACAAGGAGGGUGCUGUGUUAAGUCCAGCGCUUCCUUCAAGGCGAGUCACCGUGCUUUGCUCCGCGACCAUGAAGAUGAAUGUUCAGAGAUUAGGAGAAAUCAGCUUGGAAGAUGCAAUUCACAUCACCGCUUCUGACGAUGGGUCGAAAGAUGGCCCGGUCGGCGAGGUCAACGAAGCCGUGUUUAGCGCUCCGUCGCAACUCAAGCAGUCCUACCUCAUUGUGCCUGCGAAGCUACGGCUGGUGACACUUAUAGCGCUGCUCAAAUCCUCCUUCGCUCGCCGUGGGUCUGUCAUGAAAGCUAUUGUUUUCAUAUCGUGCGCAGACUCGGUAGACUUUCAUUUUGAGCUUCUGAAAUCUACAGCACCCUUGGAGCCUCCUUCUCCCGAGUCGCCAGCAGCAAAGGAGAAGACAUCAAUCGCAACAGAUGGCAGUGUGGCCCCGGCAGCAUACAUCACAUCGCCAGCAAAUCCAUCCAUCACCCUGCACAAGCUGCAUGGAUCAUUAUCCCAGCCAAUUCGCACUGCAACACUACAUUCCUUUACUACCUGUAAGAACCCAUCAGUUCUCAUCACGACCGAUAUCUCUUCCCGAGGUCUCGAUGUGCCCGCGGUCGACCUUGUCAUCGAGUACGACCCGGGCUUCAGCGUGGCUGAUCAUGUUCAUCGAAUUGGAAGAACAGCACGUGCAGGCCGGCCAGGAAAGGCAGUUCUCUUUUUAAUGCCAGGUUGCGAAGAAGGCUAUGUCUCUCUACUCUCGUCUUCAUCACCUCUUACACCGCAGCUGUAUGACUCUGUUUUGCAGAAAGGUUUUGCAUCGCCUAUUGACUUCCCACCGACGCCUACUGGCUCAGGCGAGAACGGGGAUGCGCCAACACCACAGCCCGAGAAGCAGUCUUCAAAUGGACGAGCUGAGUCGCUUCAGCUGCAUAUUGAGCAACGCCUUCUUGCCUCCGACGAGACAAGUGAAGAGCCCAGCUCUAAGUCCAAAUCUCCGAGGAAAGCAAAAACUAAAGCACCACCGAGGCCGAAUCGAAACACGUUGCUCAACUCCGGCAGGCAAGCUUUCCGCUCACAUAUUCGCGCGUAUGCCACCCAUGUGCGCGAGGAGCGAGGCUUCUUUGAUAUCACUCAGAUGCAUCUUGGCCAUGUGGCUAAGAGCUUCGGACUGCGCGAGGCUCCGGGGGGCAUCGGUGGCGGUGUCCAGCGACGUGCUCACAAGCCGAGCACCGGAGCCGGUUCAAAGAGCAGCGAGAAGAGAGGCGGGGACUUUGAUGAUGCGGUUGGAGGAAACAGCGCGGUUGACGAGGAUGCCGCAAGGAGAAUGCGUGCGAAGAUGAAGACUGUUAUGAGCGCUGCGAGCGAGUUCAACAUUGGUUGA